AUGUUGAGGUCCUUUUUAGGUGGGUGCCGUCCGAGCUUCAUCCCGCUGAUCGGCCCAGCAGCCUUCGAAAGUCGAGCCCAAAACUCUGUUGAGAAGUCUUCCGCUUUCUGCAGCCUGCAUAUCCUUUCUUUGCGCCUGUACAGCGCAGCACUGCUUCCUGUUGCAGAGGCACAGCUCGCGGCAAGGCCCACGGGCCUCGGAAGGGCUUCGCCUCUUGAUGGCUGGAAAUCUUCGCCGGGAUGGGUUCGCACACGGUUCAACGACUUGACACACCCCGUAGUUCUUGUUUUAGGAGCGAUGUUGGCCCCACCUUGCACCAGCUUCUCGGUCGCCCGGGACCGUAUCAAGGUUAUCCGAGAUCCUCAUCCUCCGUGGGGUUGCUUUCGCAUCGAGUUGCAAAAGAACGUGAUUGCAGCAGGGAAAUGA
Symbiodinium sp. CCMP2592 is the source of this 426-nucleotide messenger RNA. The record is from the annotation of a GenBank genome assembly. NCBI's taxonomy places the organism in Eukaryota, Dinophyceae, Suessiales, Symbiodiniaceae.